This is a messenger RNA of Brenthis ino (lesser marbled fritillary), 6177 nucleotides long. NCBI's taxonomy places the organism in Eukaryota, Metazoa, Arthropoda, Insecta, Lepidoptera, Nymphalidae. The record is from the annotation of a GenBank genome assembly.
AUGGCUCGGUGGGUGGCCUUUUUGGCCCUGCUACUAGUCGCCGUCUCCGCGCGUAAGAACCCCCCGCCGCGAUCCGAACCCCAGAUCGAGGAGGUCACAGCCAAGCAGCUCGAGCGGGUGCUGGAAGACAAGGACUACGUGGCGGUGUUCUGGUAUGCCAGGAGUUGUGUCACGUGUGAUAAAGUUCUGGAAGAAUUAGAAAAAAUAGACGAUGACACUGACACGUUCGGCGUCGACUUUGUUAAAAUCAACGACAAGAGGCUCGCCAAACAGUAUGGCAUUACGAAAUUUCCCGCCCUCACGUACUUCCGUGAAAGGGAACCGAUCAUUUACGAAGGAGAUCUCAUGGACGAGGAGAGCGUUUUGGAUUUCCUGACGAGCUUAGAAGCAAUGGACCUUCCUGACCGGAUAGAAGAAGUUAAUCAGAAGAUACUCGAUAAGAUCAUCGAGGAUACAGAAUAUGUGGCCGUUCUCUUCUGUCCUGAUCACAAAAAUUGCGGCCCGAUGAACAACAAACCGGAAUGCAAGAAAUGUGCAAAAGCCUUACAAGAGUUAGAAAAUAUUGACGAUGAAGCUGACCAACUUGGUAUAGGCUUCGUGAAAAUCCACGAUGAGGAACUAGCUGAAGAGUACAGUCUUGGAGAUUUGCCAAGACUAGUCUACUACAGGCAUCAAAUACCUAUUAUUUACGAAGGUGAACUAAGCAAAGAGGAGGACGUUCUGGAAUGGCUCAUUGCAAACAAGUCGACUGGGGACGAAGAAGACGUGAUUGAAGAUGUCACGGCCAAAACUCUUAACACUCUUAUUGGAAAUGUUGAUAAUCUCGUUGUAUUGUUUUACGAUCAUGGUGAUGAAGAAUCAAUGACAGUUCUGGGUGAGUUAGAAAAAAUUGACGAUGACUGCGACCGACAUGGUAUUCAAUUCGUCAAAAUUGAUGAUAAAAAAGCUGCUCAGGAAUUUGGCAUUGAUGAUGUUCCCUCGAUUGUCUACUUCGAGAAGCAAAUCCCCAAUGUUUACGACGGUGACCUCGAGAACGAAGAAGAGAUGUUAGAAUGGCUAGUAGAUCAACUAGAAAAGGAUGAAAUUGAAGAUGUCACCGAUGAGAUGCUAGAUCGCCUUAUUAAGGAUGGAAAGACUGUUGCUGUAUUGUUUUAUGAUAAUAACGAUCGUAAAUCUCAGAAAGUACUAAAUGAGUUGGAAAACAUUGACGAUGAAUGCGACCAGCUCGGCAUUGCGUUUGUAAAAAUCGACAACGAUGAUGAAGCCAAGGAGUAUGGUAUCGAAAAAGUUCCAACUUUAUUAUACUUUGAAAAGGGCAUACCAACAUACUACGAAGGAAACUUAGAAGAAGAAGAAAAAGUUCUAAGUUGGUUACGACAUCAAACUGAGAGUGAUGAAAUUGAAGACAUAACAGACGAAAUGCUCGACUUAAUUAUUGAGAAAAUGCCAUAUGUUGCCGUUUUGUUCUACGACAAGGACCAAAAGAAAAGUCAGAAAAUCUUGGCCGAAUUAGAAAACAUUGAUGACGAAUGUGACCAAAAUGACAUUGCUUUUGUCAAAAUAGAUGACGAUAAGGAAGCUAAAGAAUAUGGCAUUGAAGCUAUUCCAACAAUGGUGUUCUUUGAAAAAGGAAUACCACACGUUUAUGAAGGUGAUCUAAUGAAAGAAGAAGAACUUUUGGGCUGGUUGUUGCAUCAAAAACGUCAUAGUGAAAUACCUGAAGUCACAGAUGAGAUGAUGGACAAACUUAUAGAUACUGCUCAAUAUUUAGCUGUUAUCUUUUAUGAUAAAGAAGAUAAACAAGACAUUAGAAUCUUAAAUGAGUUGGAAAAUAUUGAUGAUGAGUUAGAAAAGGAAGGUAUUGUGAUCGUAAGGAUUGAUAAUGAAGAAGAAGCUAAAGAAUAUGGCAUUGAUCAUCUACCUACACUUAUUUAUUUCGAGGAAAAUAUUCCUGCUAUUUAUGAAGGAGACCUUCUAAAUGAAGAUGAAGUGCUGGAGUGGUUGAUUGAGCAGAAAAAUAGCGCAACUAUUGAGGAAGUAACUGAUGAAAUUUUAAAUGAUCUUAUUGAAGAGCACGAAUAUGUAGUAGUAUAUUUCAGUGGAAAAUGUGAAGAAGGAGAAGAAUGCGACAACAUUUUAGAUGAAUUAGAAAAUAUUGACGAUGAACUUGAUGAAACUGGUAUUAUUUUUGUAACAACUGAAGAUAUAUCAUUGGCUAAAAAGUAUGGAAUCAAAACUUUCCCAACUCUAGUUUUCUUCAGGAACAAGGAGCCUCUGGUUUACAAAGGUGAUAUUGAGGACGAAGAUGAGGUGCUUGCAUGGCUUACCGACGAAGAUACACUUGAAAUUCCCGGAAAGAUUGAGGAAGUAAACUCUAAAAUGUUGGAAAAGAUAUUACAGGAAAAUGACCACAUUGUCGUAUUUUUUUACAAGGAAAAUGAUAAGAAGUCACAAAAGAUCUUGAGUGAGCUAGAAAAUAUUGAUGAUGAGUGUGAAGAGAAGGAUAUCGAUUUCGUUAAAACGUCUGACGAAGGAGUUGAUAAAGAAUAUGAUCUUCCGGACUUGCCUGCAUUAGCUUUCUAUCGGCAUAAAUUUAGGACAAUUUAUGAAGGCGACCUUAUGCACGAAGAAGCUAUUCUGAAAUGGGUAUUAGAACUUCAUGAUUCUCAACCAGAUGUAAUUGAAAAUGUCGACAGAAAAACUUUAAAAGAUCUUAUAGAUGAUGUUGAACAUUUGGCAGUGUUUUUCUACAGUGAAAAUUGUGACACUUGUGAGGAAAUCCUAGAAGAAUUGGAAACAAUUGACGAUGAUACAGAUAAGCAUGGAAUUCAGUUCGUAAAGUCAAAAGAUUCUAAACUGGCAUCUGAUAUUGGCAUUUUCAGUUUCCCCGCUUUAGUGUACUAUGAAACAGGAGUACCAAUUAUGUAUGAUGGUGACUUAAAGAACGAAAAUAAGGUUCUGCAGUGGCUAGUAGAUCAAAAAAGUGAAGAUAGCCACCGACAAAAAAAUAAAGCUAAUCCUAAAACAAAGGCCAAUGCAGAUGUUGAUAAAAAAACGGGGUUUCCACGAAGUCAAAACACAGUACCUAAGAAAAAUCUUAAGCCGACCGAGUGGAGAAAAGUUGGAAAUUUAAAGGUGGUUCAUCCAGCAGUUGGAGAGAAAAAACGCCGGGAUGGCAACGUCAAUAAAAAAAUUAGUAUCAAAAACAAUGACGAUGAUGACGAUGAAGACGAUAGCGAUGACGAUAACGAUGACGACGACGACGACGAUGACGAUGACGACGACGACGACGAUGACGAUGAUAACGAUGAUGAUAAUGACGAUGACGAUGAUAACGGUGACGAUGAUGAUAAUAGCGAUGACGACGAUGAAGAUGACGAUAAUGAUGAAGACGAUGUGGAAGAAAGCAACGAUGAUGAUGAUAAUGACGAAGACAGUGACAAUGAUGAUGGUAAUGGCGAUAGUGACGAUGGCGAUGAUGAAAUAGACAACGACGAUGACGGCGACGAAGAUGAUGACAAUGACGAUGAUGAUGAUGAUGACGAUGACAAUGACGAUGACGAUGACGACGACGAUGACGAUAACGAUAUUAGAAAAUAUGGGAAAAUAUAUAACUAUAAAGUAGGUAAAGCACGUCAUUAUAGCGGUAACGACGACGAUGAUAAUGAUGAUGAUGACGACGAUAAUGAAGAAAAUAUAUUCAGUAGGAUAAAGAAAAUGUUUACAGGCGAUCGCUGUUUCUACAUUGGAUUGGGGGCGAAACCGGCCGUCCCAAAAAUGACUUACGAACCCUACCAGUGCUGUCCCACUAAAGUACAGAGCCCGACAAAAGUAGCGAAGGCGACCCCAACCAAGGUUCCUGCUAAGAAACUCGACAAGGAUAAGCAAGCAGCAGGCGAAAAAUCAGCUAAGGGUAGAAAUAAAGCCCUGGCCAAACCAGAAAAAACAGGAAAGGGCAAAAAAGGAAACUUAUUGGAUGAAACCGAAGUUCUAGAUUGGAUGGUUAGUCAAAAAGAAGAUGAAAGUAUAGAAGAAAUAGACAGAGACAAAUUGUUUAAAUAUAUUGAGACGAAAGAGUUCUUAGCCGUUGUAUUUUACAAAGAAGAGGAUCCUUUGAGUCCUAGAAUUCUAAGACAUGUAGAAUUAAUUGACGAUGAAGCUGCUGAGUAUGGUAUAAAAGUAGUUAAAUGCAGUGACCGCUUGAUGGCAAAAAAAUAUGGAUUUAGGAAUCCUCCAGGCAUAACUUACUUUAGAAAAACGAAGUAUAUCAAUUACGAUGGGGAUAUGGAUGAUGAAGAAGAAAUAUUAGACUGGCUUACCAAUCCAGAAAACAUGGAGCUUACAGAUCAUAUUGAAAAGGUCAACCAGAAAAUGUUUCAAAAAAUAAGGCAGACAUCAGACUAUGUAGCCGUAUUCUUUUACAGUAAUGACUGCAAACAGUGUCCAAAAGUACUGCUUGAAAUUGAACACAUCGAUGAUGACGCGGAUGCUGCUGGUAUAAAUUUCGUGAAAAUUGAUGAUCGUCAGAUGGCCAAGGAAUUUGGAGUGUUUGCACUGCCCGCUGUGUUGUUCUUUAAGUUAGGAUCAAAAGAUCCUGUUAUAUUUGCAGGUGACCUAUACGACGGCCAACAACUACUGAGUUGGUUGCUUACGCAAAAAAAUCCAGCAGGAGACGUCAUAGAAGCCUACGAAGGUCAAGAAUUACUGGAUUUAAUAGAGGACUCCCCUUCUAUAGCGGUGUAUUUCUGGAAUAAAACAUUGUGCGAAUUGUGCAAUGCUAAAGCAACGAAAAAGCCGAAAAAGAGUAUUAGAGAGCACGACGACGACGAAGGGCAGGAGAUAGACGAUUCUCUCGAUUGUGAACAAUGUACCGGCAUUCUGGAAGAACUAGAGAAUAUUGACGAUGAUUGCGAUAGACAUGGAAUUAAAUUCGUCAAGACUCAAGAUUACUCUAUAGCAGAAUCUUAUGGCGUUACUGACUUCCCAGUCCUAGUUUAUUUUGAAAGUAAUAUACCAAAUGUUUAUGAAGAUUCUUUAGCGGAAGAGGAAGAAGUACUUCAAUGGCUGAUUACUCAAAAAACAGAAGAUCGUAUUGAACUCAUAACAAGGGUAAUGCUUGAGAAAAUGGUGGAAGAGACUCAGUAUCUGGCUGUUUAUUUCUACAAAUUAAACUGCCACAUAUGCGACCACAUACUUGAAGAGUUAGAAAAAAUUGACGAUGAAUGUGACGUAUAUGGUAUACAUAUGGUAAAAAUUCAAGAUCCUCAGCUUGCCAAAAGAUAUUCGAUAAAGACUUUCCCCGCAAUGGUAUAUUUCAGGAACGGAAACCCUCUUCUUUUUGAAGGUGACUUGCAAAACGAAGAGUCUAUUCUUGAAUGGUUAAUCGAUGAUGACAAUCGCGAAUUAGCGGAUGAGAUAGAAUCUGUGAACGACAGAAUGCUUGAUCGGCUGUUGUACGAAUCCCACCUACUUGCUGUACUUUUCUAUGACGAGGAAGAUUGUCAAGACUGUCAAGAUAUUCUUGAAGCUCUUGAACAAAUAGAUGGCGAAGUCGAUCAAUAUGGCAUUGAUUUUGUUAAAAUAGCAAGCCCAGAAGCAGCUGCAAAGUACAACAUAAUUAAUAUACCUUCACUUGUAUACUUCCGUAAGCAAACACCGAUGUUCUAUGACGGAGAUUUACAUCAAGUGGACAGAGUCCUACAGUGGUUGACAUCGCAAGAGGUUUUUGAAUUGAAAAAUGAAAUCGAGGAGGUUAACAGGAAAAUGUUAGACAAGCUUUUAGAGGAAAAUGAAUUUCUUGCUGUUUAUUUCUAUGAAAAUUCUGCGGAAAGUCGUAUUGUACUUGACAAAUUAGAAAAUAUUGACAGCGAGACUGAUAACUUGGAUAUAACUUUUGUAAAGAUGCACGAUAUUCGCUACGCCCGAAAAUGGGGUGUUACAAAAAUGCCAGCUAUUGUCUACUUCAGGAAACGCUUCCCUAGUAUUUAUAGAGGUGACGUAAUGGAAGAAGGUGAAGUAUUAGAAUGGCUAAGGAAGAAUAGAUUUAGACAACCAGAAUUAAACAUAUUCAUGUACGCGUUGAUAGCGUUAUCAAUAGCAUUCGUGAUGUACACCGCCUUCUUACUUCAAUGCUUUAAGCCAGUCUCCUCUCAAUCCACACAGCAUCCGAAACAAGCG